GGGCAGAGGGUUUGCGCGGGGUGCGUGGGGAGAGGAGGCAGGAGUAGGAGAGAGAGAAGGGGAGCGACGUAGGCAAGAGAGAGCACCCGGACUUUCAGGGGACUGGAGGGCCAAAUGGUGGGAGCGGGAGGCGGUGCGGCUGUUCCGCUUAUAGUUGGUGCUUUUGCUGCGAGGGGCGAAGCUGCGUGGGAGAGGGGAUCGCAGGUGCCUAGAGGCUGUGUGUGGGGAGAGGGUUUGUGUGGGGAACGAGUUGGGUACGCACUCAGGAAGGGUGGGCCCCCGUCUAACCCUGCUGAGAGUCUGGGCAGCGGGCGGAGAGCCUGCAGGCCUGCAGAGCUGUGAGCAGAGGGGCAGGGAAUGGGCAGGUGAGUGGGCGCGAGGCUGGUGAGCCGGUGAGAGUCCUGGGCCUCCAGUUUGGGGGUGGACACAGUGCCCGGUCCUGGGCCCGGGACGCAGGUGUGCUGUCACCCACUUGGCUGGUUAUUUCCCCUGGGUGGCCAGCUUGCCAGGUAUGGUGCCAGUGGGUGGGGAGGUAGAGGAGAAGGUGGGUGUUGCCAAGUAAGAAGUUAGUGGGUGGGUUUCGGGGAGCGCUGAUCCAGGCCCAGGGCACAGGCCGCAGCCAGACUCCGUGUUAUUGCCCAAGUCCUGGCAGUAUGCAUUGCCUGGGCGUUUGCCCUGGGAGCCUGGUGGUAUGCCAGUCACAGCACAGUCCUAGGGUCUGCCCAGUUCUGCCCUGCUGAGCUGGCAGGCUGUUGGAUGCCUGGAGGGUGCUCCUGCUGUCUGGCACAGAUGCAGCGUGGGCUGGUGCGAAUGGGGAGGUGGGCACUGUUACUGUGAACCCUUCUGGAAGCAGGGGAUUUGGAGAAAUUCUCUAAUCUCAUCUCCUCUUUGAAGGAGGAGAUGGAGUGAGCCAUAUCUGGUUCCAAACAGAGGACAUUGUAUGGAAUUGGGGUUCAGGAUCUUUGACAUAAAUUUGCAGCCAAGUUGGAGAAUGGAAAUGGAUGCCAAGGGGAAAAUGAAUAUUCGAGAUUUAGGUAGAUGGGUUGGUCCCCCACAGCCCCCUGUUAAAACACAUAGACAUUUCCCCAGAAUGGUAUCUUUGGAGACCAAAAGAAAACAAACCUCAAAAGAAAAGCUAGUAAUGUAUUUAUAAUUCUAACUGGGAUCACUCAUGAUUUUUGGGGUGGUAAGGUCUUAGUUUUCUAUGGCCUUGUCCUUUUUUGUAUUUAAGCCUCUGGGCUUUCACCUCACACCUCUGUCCAUGCACGCAUGCUAUGCAUGUGACACAUUUUAAAGGGAACUUGAGCUCUUGGGAAAGUUGCCAGGUGUCUAUAAAAGGAAAGACCCGAGAGCAGCAUUUCAAAUCCUUGUAAACAUUGGGUCUCCUUUUUAUCAUAAGCCUAAAUCUCCGUAAAGGUUGUUUGUGGAUUAGACAACCUUUUAAUUUGGUUGGUGGAUUUUUUCCUAAGGCUUCACCUUAGAAUAAGGAAGUUGGGUCUGGAAGGUAGGUCUUGAGGUGACCACGGUGUUUGGAGAUGCACAGUCUUGACCUUCAUUCAAGCUGUUCAGGUAUUUCAGUGACAGCUAAGCUGCUAGGCUGUCCGCAAGACUCAGCAGGAUGGAAGGUUUGUUGGAAUGUUUUAUUCUGUUGAGUACCUCACACAUUAAUGGGAGGGGGGUGGGGCUGAAGUUGCAAAGAUGAAAAAAACAACUCUUGAGGUUGAGGAGACAAAUAACUAGACUCCAAUGUAAGAGGUAUAAAAAUAGAAGUGCUAUGGCACACUUGUUAGAGUUUUAUCUUAUACACCUAUUUAUAUCAAUUUAUGUAUUUUAUCGAUUCACUUUCCCUUAUGAGUUUUAUGUGUACUAUUCUGUCUGGGAACUAUUUGGAUAAUAUGUUACAUACGCAGUUACCAAAGGUUCGAUUAGGGUCCAUUCUGACAAUCCGGGGAACUUAGGUUGGAGUCCUUUCAGUGCGGAGUCCGGCACGUGAGGAUCUCAGAUGUUUGUAAAGCAGCAUUCGUGGUUUCCAGUCAGUGCCAGGAAGCAGGGGACGGCAUGGUGGGUAAGGGCUUAGUAACCUAUUUUUGACUGCUAGUCAGCUUAUGAGCACCUGACUUUGUGGUAAAAUAAUAUUGAGGAGGAAAAAGAAUCUUAAGGUUUUCAGACUGCCAUUUGCGUGGCCCUGGGUUUGACAACAGCGGUAGUAAAUGCCAUUACUCUGUGUGCUUCUCUCCUGCUGAGGGCCUCGUGGUGCUGUGUAUGAGUGGGUCUGUUGUUCACUGGCUAAUUGAUGUCCCUGGUGCCACUCUCAGGAAGGAAGUAACGUUUCCUCGCAGAGAAGAGAGGUCAAGGUGGGAUGAUGUAACCUUUCAUUGUCCAUCCCGCUUGAACUUUCCUAAGACCCUAAGGCAGAACAUUACUUAGGGCAGAGGCUUUCAUACUUUUAGUCACUUUCACAUCCAAAGUAGUCGAUGGCUAUUCUUUUUGGUUUUUUAAGUUUAUUUAUUGAUUUUGAGAGAGAGAGCAAAGUGCACACAUGUGCACAAACUGGAGAAGGGUAGGAGGGGCGGGGGAGAGAGAGAAACCCAAACAGUCUUCAUGCUGUUAGCACCGAGCCCAACUCCGGGCUUGAUCUCACAGACCAUGAGAUCAUGACCUGAGCUGAGAUCAAGAGUUGGAUGCUUAACCGACUGAGCCACCCCGGCACCCCUCAAUUUGCUAUUCUAAAGUGGAUUAUGCAUUAUUUCCAACGACCACUCAUUCUCUAAGACUUAGUAUUUUUGCAUCUGUUCUCUUUUAACCUAUUUCAACAUUUGUGUUUUGAUUCCACAAUUAGUAUUGUCCUGCACAUUUCCAAUGAGCCAGAAAAUUCCUAUGUAUCUUUUUUUUUUAAUGUUUAUUUUUGAGACAGAGACAGAGCAUGAGCAGGGGAGGAGCAGAGAGAGGGAGACACAGAAUCCAAAGUAGGCUCCAGUCUCUAAGCUGUCAGCACAGAGCCCAAUGCGGGGCUCGAACUAAAGAAUCGGGAGAUCAUGACCUGAGCUGAAGUCAGACACUUAACCUACUGAGCCACCCAGGUGCCCCUCCUGUGUAUCUUCUGUAGCUGUAUUGGCUACACUUUAAUAAUAGUCAUUUUUUUUUUCAUUGUCGAAAGAAUUGUAGACUAAAUUGGGAUGCUUUAUCUAAAAUACCUGGGGUCGCCUGGGUGGCUCAGUCAAGGUCUCCUGGUUGUAGGACCAGGCCCCAAAUUGGGCUCUGCGCUGGGCAUGGAACCUGCUUGGGAUUCUCCCUCUUUCUGCUCCUAACCAGCUCUCGCGCAGGCCCUGUAAUAAUAAGUAAGAAAGUAAGUCAGGCCUGAAUAAGUGAUUGCCCAUCCACAAGCUAUAUCUACUUCCCUUUUGAAGAAGCUUCCUAUUCACUUUUGGAUGGUAUUAUUUCAGGGAAAAGAAACUGCACAUUUGUUGGGUUCCAUACAAAAGGAUCCUGAUUUAAUUAGAAAUACAGUUUUACAUUUUGGUUUACUUUUUAAACUGGAUUAUUCAUGCUGUCAAAUUUCAUAGCCACCCAAUAGAGACAUUGCUUUGCAAGAUGGUGCUAUGUGAGAUGGGCGGGGGCCAUUGUUUUAUCUUUUACGUUCAUAGGACUUAACUUGGGACCUGUGGAAGAGUGCUUAGUUUGACAUGGGUUGAAUGGGGAAGCCAGUCCCUUUACAUGAGUUAGCUAUGGUACAAAAUACUUUUUACUUGUAGUCGUGUUUAAAAUUCAGCCUCAUUCAGGGGUGCCUGGAUGGCUCAGUCGAUUAAGAGUCCUGACUCUUGAUUUUGGUUCAGGUCACAAUCUCAGGGUUCAUGAGAUCUACCCCUUCACUGGGCUCCGAGCUGACAGCAUAGAGCUUGCUUGGGAUUCUCUCUCUCUCUCUGCCUCUCAGAGUCUCUUUCUCUCAAAAAUAAAUACAUAAACUUAAAAACAAUUUUUUUAAAUAAAAUUUAGUCUCAUUCAGAUGUGUUCCCUUCAGUCCACUCUGUAUGCAAAAGUAUGAGCAAGAGGGUUGCUCAAGGAUGCUUGUAAAUACCUUUGUUUUUAAUUUUUAUCCUGAAUCGCUCCUCUGCUUCUUCACUAGAUCCUCUGCUAGAGAAGCAUUCAGGCCUGGCGUUUCGGGGUAUUCCAGAUACGGUGCCCUUUGGCAUGGAGCUUGUGUCUCUCUCCACUCAGAAGGGCAAAUGGACUGUGAAUUAAAACUUCACCAGGCAUUGUUUCCAUCUCUUUCAUGCUGCAGUAACGAAAUACCACAGACUGGGUAGCUUUUAAACGACAAAGACGUAUUUCUCACAGUUCUAGAGGCUCGAAGUCCAAGAUCAGGGUGCCGGCACACUCAGGGCAAUCCAGAUGAAAGACAGGACUUGAUGAAUCCACUUCUAGCCCGGUAAAACAUGGAGAGGAAAAACCCACCCAGAGAGAGCCCCAGAAGACUCUCGGCCAAACUGGGCAAAGGCACAGAGAUGAAGAAAGUGGCUCGUCAGCACGGCAUGGCAGCUGCUGAGUCAGAUAAGGACUCUGGAUUUUCAGAUGGGAGCUCAGAAUGUCUGAGCUCGGCAGAGCAGAUGGAAUCCGAGGACAUGCUGAGCGCCUUAGGCUGGGGCCGGGAAGACAGGCCAAGGCAGAACUCCAAGACUGCAGGCAGUGCCUUCCCUGCACUGUCCCCGAUGGUUGUCAUGAAGAACGUGCUGGUCAAACAGGGCGGCAGCUCGUCCCAGCUCCAGUCGUGGACCGUCCAGCCCUCCUUCGAAGUGAUCUCAGCUCAGCCACAGCUGCUGUUCCUCCAUCCGCCCGCGCCCGCUCCCGUCAGCCCAUGUCACGCCGGUGAGAAAAAGUCGGACUCCAGGAACUACUUGCCCAUUCUAAAUUCUUACACCAAAAUAGCCCCCCACCCGGGCAAAAGGGGCCUUUCCCUCAGCCCGGAAGAAAGAAGGGAAAACGGGGUGCAGAAGAAAGUCUGCACGGAGAGACUUGGGCCGAGCUUGUCUUCCAGUGAGCCCACCAAACCUGGUGCCGCGCCACCCGGGCCCCCCGCGCCGGCACCCCCAGGCGCCAAGCUCGCCGCGGACUCCGCCCCGCAGGGUGUGCCCUCCCUGGUGGCAGGCGGGAGCCCACAGACUCUUCAGCCCGUGUCCAGCAGCCACGUGGCCAAAGCCCCCAGCCUGACCUUUGCCUCCCCCGCCAGCCCCGUCUGCGCGUCAGACAGCACUCUGCAUGGCCUGGAGAGCAGCUCCCCGCUGUCGCCGCUGUCAGCCAGCUACGGCUCGCCUCUGUGGGCCGCGGAGCACCUGUGCCGCAGCCCCGACCUCUUCGCGGAGCAGCGGCGGAGCAAGCACAGGCGCUUCCAGAAUACCCUGGUGGUCCUGCACAAGUCCGGUCUGCUGGAGAUCACUCUGAAAACCAAGGAGUUGAUUCGUCAGAACCAGGCGACUCAGGCAGAGCUAGACCAGCUGAAGGAGCAGACCCAGCUGUUUAUAGAGGCCACCAAGAGCAGGGCUCCUCAGGCCUGGGCCAAGCUGCAGGCAUCGUUAACAUCGAGCUCUAGUCGUGCCGGCAGCGACCCAGAAGCGUUCUCUGACCACCCAGACAUGUAACACAGGAGGCGUAUUUCCCUGUUACUUGAGCGGUUCUUUUUAACUCUUGCGGUUUCUACUCCUGUUUCCCAGAGCUUAUGUAAGAGCGUUUCCUUCUAAACUUAAACCGUCUGGCAGUUCACUUACGAAGCCACAUGCCAGGACCUGGCUGUCUUAACCUGUGGUCUGUGCACAGUUUACACACGUCUCCGUUCUUCUGAGGACCUCGAAUGCAGAGAGUGUCCUCGAGUCCUCCUUAACUUAGCCUGCAGGCUGGUAGAUGGGUCACGGGGCAAAGCGGGCGAGCUGGUUGUGUGGGGCUCUUCUGGCUGCCACCUCCCACCAUCCCACUCACUCACUGUGAUCAAGGGCACAGUGACAGGGAUGAGUCCACAGAGUGACAUCUGUCAAACCAGGGAGUAGGUGACAUAAGGAUCCCUUUGUGGAUCUCCUCAUGGAUAUCUUACGCACAGAGAAAAAUACGAGGUGUGCUCAUGUUCCACAAGGCAUCGUGCCACUUGGGUGAAAACUAAAAUGCCAUGGGCACAGGUUGGGCCGAGGGUGUAGGCGCUUAAUCAUGUGAAGCUUUGUCUUCCUCAACUGGAAAGUCAAGGGGAGAGAAGGGUAGCACCAUUGAACUCUUACACUUUAGUUCCAAGCCAGAUUUCUCUUCACUUAAACUGGUAGGCAAAAUACUUCAGAUUUUUAAAGUAUGGAAUAGAUUCGGUACCAUCUGGAAUUAUAAUUGCUGAAUUGCUUUUUUUUUUCUUUUUUCUUUUUUUUUUUUUUUUUUU
This is a messenger RNA of Panthera uncia (snow leopard), 6406 nucleotides long. It is a transcript of the gene CIPC, whose product is annotated as CLOCK interacting pacemaker. Gene Ontology annotation, cellular component: nucleus. Bases 4434 to 5633 code for a protein of 399 amino acids. The transcript has 4 exons. The record is from RefSeq and is a predicted model, not a curated record. Gene Ontology annotation, biological process: negative regulation of circadian rhythm; negative regulation of DNA-templated transcription. NCBI's taxonomy places the organism in Eukaryota, Metazoa, Chordata, Mammalia, Carnivora, Felidae.